Molecule: messenger RNA, 3193 nt
Organism: Elaeis guineensis (African oil palm)
Lineage: Eukaryota; Viridiplantae; Streptophyta; Magnoliopsida; Arecales; Arecaceae
Product: putative pentatricopeptide repeat-containing protein At3g13770, mitochondrial
Biological process (GO): RNA modification
Molecular function (GO): protein binding; zinc ion binding; RNA binding
Source: RefSeq, a predicted model, not a curated record
AAAGGCUACGAAUGCUCGUAAGGCGAUCUCUCCGCUCUCUCUGUUCCAAAGCCAACGGUCUCUCCUCUCUCGCCCGCCAAACUAAGCCCCAACACCCGGCAGAUUCUAAUUUGAAAUCCCUAUGCCUCAACGGUCGAUUGAAGGAGGCCCUGUUUGAAAUGGCCGUUUUAGGAACCGAAGUAAAAUUUAGCUGCUACGAUUCUCUCAUCACGGAAUGUCUGAACCAGAGGGCCCUCAGAGAAGGCCAGAGGGUCCACGUCCACAUGAUCAAGAGCCGCUACCUUCCUCCCGUCUAUCUCGGCACGAGGCUUAUGAUCUUGUACGCGAAGUGCGACUCGUUGGAGGAUGCUCGCAAUGUACUCGAUGGAAUGCCUGAGAGGAAUAUAGUAUCGUGGACUGCCAUGAUUUCUGGUUAUUCUCAGAGAGGGUGCCACGCUGAGGCUUUGGAGCUAUUUAUUCGGAUGUUGCAAACUGGUCUCCUGCCAAAUGAAUUCACUUUGGCUACUGUGCUUACUUCUUGUUCUGGUCCUCAUGGGUUUAAGCAUGGCAGGCAAGUGCACUCCCUUGUAGUGAAAACAAACUUUGAAUCUCAUAUAUUUGUUGGAAGUUCCCUUCUUGACAUGUAUGCGAAGGCCGAUAAAAUCCAUGAAGCUCGAACAGUUUUUGACAUGUUACCUGAAAGGGAUGUUGUUACUUGUACUGCAAUUAUUUCUGGAUAUGCCCAGUUGGGCCUUGAUGAGGAAGCCUUGGAACUAUUUAGAAAGCUGUAUGAAGAGGGAAUGGAAUGCAACUAUAUUACCUUUGCUAGUCUUCUCACUGCAUUGUCUGGGCUUUCUGCUCUUGAUUAUGGCAGGCAGGUGCAUAGUCUGACAAUCCGACGUGAACUACCAUUUUAUGUGGUUCUACAGAAUUCUCUGAUCAAUAUGUAUUCCAAAUGUGGGUGCCUGAUAUAUGCAAGAAGAGUCUUUGACAGCAUGCCUGAGAGGACUGUGAUCAGCUGGAAUGCAAUGCUUGUGGGAUUAGGGAAGCAUGGUUUAGGGAGACAGGUUCUUCAACUUUUUAAGUCCAUGCGUGAAGAACUGAAACCCGAUGGUGUCACUUUUAUGGCUGUUUUGUCUGGCUGUAGCCAUGGUGGAUUGGUUGACGAGGGUUUAGAUGUCUUUGAUUAUAUGCUUAAUGAGCAAGGCCUGAAGCCGGAACUUGGACAUUAUGGGUGUGUUGUUGACCUUCUUGGACGCGCUGGAAGAAUAGAAAAGGUGCUUGACUUCAUUAAAGAUAUGCCAUUUGAGCCAACAGCAGCUAUGUGGGGUUCGUUACUAGGGGCUUGUAGAGUUCAUGCUAAUGCUUCGGUUGGAGAAUUUGUUGCUCAGAGGCUUCUUGAGAUUGAGCCAGAAAAUGCUGGAAACUAUGUGAUUCUCUCUAAUAUAUAUGCUGCAGCUGGAAGGUGGGAAGAUGUGGUCAGGGUGAGAGAGUCGAUGAAGGAGAAGACAGUGAUGAAAGAGCCAGGAAGGAGUUGGCUCAAUCUUGAUAGAAUUAUCCAUACAUUUCAUUCUAGUGAUCGUUCCCAUCCUCAGAAGGAAGCAAUAGAUGCUAAGCUUAAGGAGCUAUGUGUGAAGAUCAAAGAGGCUGGUUAUGUUCCUGAUCUGAGCUGUGUAUUGCAUGAUGUCGAUGAUGAGCAGAAGGAGCGUAUGCUUCUUGGGCACAGCGAGAAAUUGGCAAUAACAUUUGGACUUAUGGGCACUUCUAGAAGUGGGAUGAUUCGGGUUACAAAGAAUCUUCGUAUUUGUGUUGAUUGCCAUAAUUUUGCCAAGUUUGUGUCAAAGGUAUAUGGAAGAGAUUUAUCUCUGAGGGAUAGCAACCGCUUCCAUUUGAUUGUAGGAGGGGUUUGCUCUUGUAGGGAUUACUGGUGACUUCCAUCUGAUCGUAGGAGGGGUAUGCUUUUGUGGGGAUUACUGGCGAAUGGUGAAGUCUCAUGCAGCUCUGCCAUCCCCUACCCAGUGGACCGGUGAAUGCUACAACACAUAGUGCAUGUUAGCACUUAAAUUAGCAUAACUUAUAUCUCACCUGCUGAUUCUUGAAUAGCUGCAAUUUAGAAUUUUGGGUCCAUAGAGAGUACCAACGAGGUGCUGCUUAUGUGUAAAGAUGGAAGAAAUGGAAUUCUUGCAGGAGAGAAAUCGAAUGACUGGAAAUUCUAUCUCAUUAUGGUUGGAAGCAAUCUAUAGGCGAGCAGGAGUGAUGGAGUCAAUGCAGAACUUUAGGAGAAGAUGGGAUUGAUAUCAGUAUGGAAUAUUCAGAGUAGUGGGCACUGCAAUGUGUUUGGUUGCUGAGGAGUCUAUUUAGAAUCACCUUUUAAGAGUCCGACAUUUGCUUUUUGGAAGGAUGAAAAAGAAAAGAAGUGAUUGUUUCAUUCAUGAGUUGUAGAUACACAUGCAUUAAAGAGAGAAAAUAAGGAAGUGGAAAGGUGUCAAUCUUAAGAUCAACUAGCAAUUCCAACGCGUGGAUCGUCAAAUGCUUUGAAAAUUUAUAAUACAUGGUGCAGAGAAUACAACUAUAUGACGAGGAAAAUCUUGUCUGGUGGUGUUUCAAGCCCAGUGGUGAUUUAGAAGUCAGAAUUGGCAGAUUUUUGAGACAGGCCUAUGUGAUGAAGGCAUUAGAAAGAGAAGUUUGUUUUUUCAGUUUCGACCUUGUGAUCAUAGUAGCCAUCCAUGCGGAAACCAAUCAGCCGAAACGCCAUUAACCAUGAGGAUAAUUGCAAAUGUUGCUAGACCAUCAAUACAAGUGCAAGCAUGAAGUUUCAAAUCCUCAUCUGUUCUAUUCUAUAAUGUUGAUGCUAGUGGGCUCAGUUUCUCCCCCAAAUUUCAGUCAUCCAUCAGAACAAGUAAGAAGGAAUUCGAAAGCUUAUGCAAUCAGUUAGUCUACUGGCCUCCUAACACAGUUUCUGGUAUAAGGAGACUGACUUGGAAUUCAAACAACCCAUAAUAUUCUUUAGAAAAUUGUAGCGUCAGGUAACAAACAACGUAUAAUUAGCAUGCAAAAUGGAAGAUAUGCUGCCCUGAGAGCUUUCAAAAGUUACAAGCUUGCAUGCAAAGUGGAAAUUCACCACAUUAGAUGGAUAAUAUAUAUUUUGUUAUUAUCCUCAAAUCCAAGCAAGGAUUGCAAAUGCUCUGAUGCAAUUUUUGCAACUUCACCUCUA